Messenger RNA from Mercurialis annua (annual mercury), 3500 nucleotides. RefSeq lists its product as uncharacterized. Bases 129 to 3053 code for a protein of 974 amino acids. NCBI's taxonomy places the organism in Eukaryota, Viridiplantae, Streptophyta, Magnoliopsida, Malpighiales, Euphorbiaceae. The transcript is spliced from 11 exons. Gene Ontology annotation, molecular function: histone binding. The record is from RefSeq and is a predicted model, not a curated record. Gene Ontology annotation, biological process: DNA damage checkpoint signaling; positive regulation of transcription by RNA polymerase II. Gene Ontology annotation, cellular component: nucleus.
UUGUCCCUUCAAAAUUAUUGUAUUUUGGCGCCAGUUAUUAACCUCCACUAUAUAGAUAGAAAUCUCAAGCGUCGUAAUGGCGCGAAAAUCCCUUGUCUGUCUCUCGCGCUCUUCUCUUCCCAUCUCCCAUGGCCAGCUUAGGGUUCCGUCGUCCUCAAUUCUCCGAGGAUUUAGCUUGGUUACCUGCAUGGCUUCAAAAUCCUCUAACUGAAUCAUCCGCUAAUCAAACAAAAGAAACCCUAACUAAUUCCAGCAUUGAUUUAGAACCUUUUUCAAGAGAAGAUUGUAGAAACAAUAAUUUCAAGUUGCAUUUAUCUGGAGAUUAUGAUGCUUCACAAAUUAGCACAUCUCCAUCCCCAAGAAAUGUAGUUCAUUUUUGUUUGCGUCUUUCUUUAGAUGGUGAAUCACAGGAAAGCAAAAGCCAUGAUUUGAAUAUGUCACAACCUUUAGGUCAAAGGACUGAGGCUUCGGCUGGCUCCUUGCAAGAGAGAUUGUGUCCUUCAAAAGCUGUAGGGGAUGUUCAUCUGCAAUCUCCGAGCCAAAAUGAAGAAAUCGGGGGGCGAAAUGGAGAACAUCUUUGUGCGACUCCUUCAUCUCUUACCUAUUGUAAGGAUAAUCUAGAGAGACGUAUCAAAGAUGCUGAUGUUAAUGAUGCUAUUGAACUUUCAAUAGCUGCGUCUGAAGCAUUGGUUAUACAUGAAUUGAUGGGCAGUGCGUCAACUUCGGAAGUUGUGUCAACAGGAGCUAUACUUGAAGCUGCACUCCAGGUUAAGCAGGCUAGGUUGGAGGCUUUAGAAGGUGUAAACUGCUGCUCGUCUGAUGGAAUUGAUGAGAUUGAUGUUCUUUCAGACUUAGAUGACUCCAUUAUGGAAAAUGCCCUUCUAGAUGUAGGGAUUUCUUUCAGCGACGCUGAUGAUCGGCGUGCUUGUGAUUCAGAUGUUUCUCAAGUCAAAGACACUCCUGUGGACUGUCAUUAUGAUCAUAAUAUUGGAUCCAAACAUGUGCAACAGGUGGUUCAUUGUGAUAAUAUACCCAAUGACUCAGCUUUGGGUUUGGAUAACUUUAAGACAGGAAGCCUACUUGGCCCCCUUCCAAAUGAGCUAACUGAUGCAACCUCACAGAUUCCCGUGGUGGCGAAGUCUCCAGUUGAUGUAACUUUAUCUCCUGAUCAAAUAUCUGAAAAUUGUGAAGAAGAAGAGGAAAAAUGCUCUUCAGUUGCACAUAAUUUUAGGAGCCGCUGGUUGGGUGGCUGGACGGUGAAAGGAGCAGAGGCUUCUGCAAAUUUGAAGCGGAGAGACACCAAAUGUGUACCAAAUUUUUUUGAUUACGAGACGAGUUUUCUCUCUGAAUCUGCUGCAGAUGCAAACUCUUUUGUACAAAAAUGUGUAACUGGGUCCAAAAUUGCUUCACAGUCUAGCAUACCCUUUGAAGGUGUACUCAACAAGGCUGAUGCAGGGGUUUCUUUUUUUGAAGAGGUUAGAUCUUCUAACCAAUCAUUGGUGGAUCCUCUUUGCUCAGUGGUUCCAUGCAGUAUUUCUUCAGCAAUUGCUAACUCUCUGUUGACUCAAAAUAAAGAUGACAGAGAAGUUGAUGCUAAAUGCUCCAGUACCAAAUCAGAAUUUAGAAUAGAAAAUUUUCAGAGGAUGUCAAACAUAAGUCAAGAAUCUAGCUGUGUGAAUAAGGAAGCUAUGCCAACAAACACUGGUGAAUAUUGCAGGGCACCAGUUCGAAGGCAUCUGGCUUCACUAAAGACUUACAGCACGUUGUUGCCAAAGCAUAAAAACCUCUUGAAGGGACAAAAAGUUGACCAAAAUGAACUGUUGCCAUCAGAACAUGUUGGAGAAUGGAUUUCACUUAAUGGCUCUUUUGAUCAGAGGAAUAUUAAACCUCUUACGUAUGAAUUCCAAAAUUUAGUUGAUAGAGAUCACACUCAAAAUCAGGAAAUCAAUGUAUCCACAUGUCCUGUCCCAAAUUAUGAUGAACCUGCAAAAGAUGCUGAAAGGCAGCUUCAGUAUUCAGGGAAGAAGAGGUCACCUCUAGUUCUAAACCGAAGGACACGCUGUCGUGUGCAGCCUUCUGAACAUAUUGUCAGAAACAUACUUGCAGAUAGACAGCCUGAACAGAUUGUAGCACAAGGAACUCUAAGUAACUCUCUUCAGGGAAAGGCAUUUCAAAAGAGGAAAUAUAAGUCGCAAAGUGCUCAUAGCCCUCCUAAUGUGCUUGGAAAGCGAGUUACCUUCGCAGAGGUUGAGAUUGAGCUCCAGCAAACAAACAAAAGUUUAAAGCCACAAGCUUCACAAAAAAAUUUUUCCGCGAUCAGAGCUAAUAAAAGGUCCAAAACUUCCAAGAUGCGGAGUGAAUCUCGGACUCAAGAUGUGAAGAGUCUUUUCACAGGUCAUACAAAGGACGCGAAAAGAUUGAUAUUUCAUGGUCAACAGUUCUUGCUCACUGGUUUUUCGAGUCAAAAGGAAAGGGAAAUUGUUGGACUAAUUCAAGACCAUGGUGGGAUGGUUCUCUUGGAUGUCCCAUCUCCACCUUCAAAUUAUAGAGCCAAGAGAAAUGCUCGAUCUGAUUUCCAACACCAUCCUAUUAUUAUAUGUCCCAAGAAGCUACAAACUACCAAGUUCUUGUACGGAUGUGCUGUAAAAGCCCUCAUUGUAAAAGUAAAAUGGCUUUCUGAUUCAGUUGCAGCUGGUUCCGCUGUACCCCCUGAAAAAUACAUGAUUUUAUCAAAUCGGUCUGGUCUGCCAUACACAAGAUUUGGAAAGUUGAGUCACCAUGGUGAAACCAAGCGUACUUUUGACAGCAUAGGGAUCAUGCUCCACGGAAAGCACAGUUUCUGCACCAAAUUGGCAAUUAUAAUCAAGCAUGGAGGUGGGCAGGUGUUCAAAACUCUCCAGAGGUUGUUACAAAGUCUUGACACUGAGAAGAUUUUAAUUGGAGCUAUUGUUGCUGAAGACGAGAGUAGAGCGUCGCGUCACUUGAGACACUACGCCUCGGAGAGAAAAAUACCCAUGAUGUUGGUAUUUUUCUGCAGCCUGCUAGCUGGAUAGCAAAGAGCUUACAUUUUGGUGAGCUUCUACCUUUUGAAGAAAAGAAUGAUGCUCCAAUAUCUGCAACUUCCCCAAAUUGGAGCCAAGAGAUCUGAAAUGUGCAUUUUCACUUCAAAAAAUGAGGUAAUUGUACAGUUGCUUGAUAGCUCAACAUUUGUCAGUAAUAUCAAAAUAUCACAUAUCAGAGGUAAUGAUUUUUAUAUUACUUGUCAAAUCAAGAAACGCAUCAUAAAUUAAAACCAGAUAGUACAUUGUUGUGCAUCUUGAUACACAAUUAUCUCAUUGCCAUGCACUGGACUAGUAGUAAGCCUUAUGUAUCAUCUCAGCCUGGAUGACUAUUUUUCAUACUUCUGAGCACAUUGACACUCAUUUAUACAGUGCUCAAUGUUUUCAAGACCUUUGUAAAACUUACAUUUGUCAUGAAUAACUCUUCAUUUUUUGAGAUUA